This is a messenger RNA of Phalaenopsis equestris, 3461 nucleotides long. Its product is annotated as nodulation receptor kinase-like. The record is from RefSeq and is a predicted model, not a curated record. The transcript has 14 exons. The coding region runs from base 648 to 3296 and encodes 882 amino acids. Gene Ontology annotation, molecular function: ATP binding; protein kinase activity. Lineage: Eukaryota; Viridiplantae; Streptophyta; Magnoliopsida; Asparagales; Orchidaceae. Gene Ontology annotation, biological process: protein phosphorylation.
CCUAACACACGAAAGAAGUUCUGCGGGAAAGAGCUCUAGCCAGCCCAUCACCCCUAUGCCUUCUUCUUCCUUCGCACGCUAAUUCUCUCCAUUGCACUCGGCUCCUCGCAUGAACCGUCGCUGCGCCUUCUUCCAUUCUUUCUUCUCCUUCAGCUUGGUCGACCAAGAUCGAGAAAAAUACGGAUCACAAGGAUCCUCUCCCGCACGAGCUCUUUACACCCCCUUCUCUUGACCCUAGCAGCAAUCACCUCAGCCACGAGAUCACAAAAGUUAUCUGCUUCCCUCGUCAACUCUCAAGCAUGUCGUUGGCUACUCUUUAUUGGCGAUUUUCACCUCCUUAGCGUCCCAACUCUUCUCGCUUCUUCUCCUCCAUUCCUUUAUUUUCUCGUUCCUUUCUUUCCUCUUCCUCAAUUCUUCAUUUCCUCUUCCGCCUGCUCAACUCUUUGAUUCCUCUCUGCUCCCUUCGUUUCCUCUCCCCGUGUCUGAAACCAGCUGUUGCAAUAUUCCCCACUUACAAAAAUUUCGUCAUCUAAAUUUUAAAAAAAAUGGAUUGCAAGUAAUCUCAUUAAGUAGGCCACCAUUAGUUAUCCAUAAUAUUUCUAUUAGACUCUGUUCUCCUAUAAUUUUGAGUGAAUUCAUUUGCCUGAAUGGUUGUUCGAGGACGAGGUUUUGUUAGCAUUCAGUGUUGUUCGGCAUCAAAUUUUACUGAUCAAGGGACCAACAUAACAUGGACAUCAGAUGACCAUCUUUUUCAUAGCGUUGGACGAUGCGAGCACUUCUCUGUUUCAUCUAGAACUUCUAACCAUACACAAACCCGUUUCUUUGAUGAGGCUGAUUCAAACAAUUUCUGCUAUUAUCUUCCUGUACUGAAAGGCCAGGGCUACCUAGUGAGGGCUACAUUUCUACGUGGCCCUAUUCCCGAAUCUUUUACUGCAGCCCCCUUUAAUUUUUCAGUUGGAACCACAUCAAUCUCCCAGAUUGAUUCAUCUAUAGAACAUUUCAAGGUUGAAGGUGUCUUUGUGGCCACUAAUGACCACACAAACUUCUGCCUUUUUAGUGAGACACGUAAUGCUUAUAUAUCCACGUUAGAAUUGAGGCCAUUAAACGAAGCUAUUUACCUUCACGAUAGUCCGUCAGCUGCUCUGAAAUUGGUUACUCGAGUCGAUCUUGGAAAUAAGAAUCUCAGUUAUAGGUUUCCCAAGGACCUUGCAGAUCGCAUCUGGCCUGUUGAUCUUGAAGAAAAAGGCUCUGUAAAAGGCAAGAUAUUAGAAUCACAUGAUAUAUCUUUGUAUGGAUCUAAUGCAUCCAUUCCAAUUGAAGUUCUACAGACUGCUAUAACAGAUGAUGAAGAGUUGGUAUUUCAUCAUAGGGAUCUUCAAACAGGCCACAAUGAAUUUCUUAUUAUCCUUUAUUUUCUUGAACUCAAUGCCAAUGUGCAAAUUGGGCAAAGGGUCUUUGACAUAUAUGUAAAUGGUGAUAAAAAGUAUGCAAGCUUUGAUAUACUAGAAAAUGAAAGUACUUCCAACUACAAAGCAAUCCCCCUUAGGGUGAAAACAAAUGGUUUUCUCAACAUCGCUCUAGUCAAAACUCUGGAUGAAGCUAAAUAUGGACCGAUAUGCAAUGCUUACGAGAUCUACCAGAUACUCCAAAGAAGUACUGAAACGAUUCAAAGAGAUGUAAAUGCUGUCAUGAAACUGAAGGAUGAGCUGAUGGAAGAAAAUCCUAAACACGAUAUCUUUGGGAAGUGGCAUGGGGACCCAUGCACUCCUUACAUAUGGAAUGGUCUAGCUUGUGAAGAGAUGAAUGGGUCCUUUGUCAUCAUUAAGCUAGAUCUUUCAUCAAGCCAUCUGCGAGGACCAUUUCCUUCUGUGAUUGGAGAUAUGACAGAACUCAAGGAACUGGAUGUGCAGUAUAAUGACUUCCAUGGAUCUAUCCCUGAUUCACUUGUUGCUCUCCUUAACUUUUCAAAACUAUCCAUACAAUGCAACCCUCAGCUCAAUUACACAAUACCACCCAGCUUGUCAACUCGAAAGAAUCUUAGUGUUAUUUCUGGACAAUGUGAUGCUCCAUCCCCAACGAAAAGUAAUAUUGAUGUCAUAGGCAGUGUUGCUGGAGGAUCUGUUGCAGCUACAUUUGCACUGGGCAUUUUUUUCAGCUGCUUUUACAAGCGUCCUCGUCGAACUUCGAAAAGUAGUUACCCAGGAAUCAAGAGUCAAGGGUUUGCAGAUCAGAGCAUCCAUUACCCUUUAAAGAAUCCCGAUGUAAAAACCUUCACACUUGAGUAUAUCAAAAAAGCAACAUCAGGUUAUCAGACCUUGAUUGGUGAAGGUGGAUUUGGGAUAGUUUACCGUGGCACACUGCCUUAUGGUCAAGAAGUUGCUGUAAAAGUUAGAUCAGCCACAUCAGUUCAGGGUACACGUGAGUUUGAUAAUGAGGUAAACCUUCUUUCAAAACUUCAACAUGAUAAUUUGGUACCACUCCUUGGUUACUGCUGUGAAAAUGAUCAACAAAUUCUAGUAUACCCCUACAUGUCUAAUGGUUCCUUACAAGAACGACUGUAUGGGGAGGCAUCAAAAAGAAAGGUUCUGGACUGGCCAACACGACUUUCCAUUGCACUUGGUGCUGCUAGAGGUUUAUUGUAUUUGCACACUUACCCUGGACGAUGUAUCAUUCAUCGGGAUGUGAAAUCAAGCAAUAUUCUUCUUGAUCAAAGCAUGUGUGGCAAGGUGGCAGACUUUGGGUUCUCUAAAUAUGCACCUCAAGAGGGAGAUAGUGGUGCCUCUUUGGAAGUAAGAGGAACAGCUGGUUACCUGGAUCCAGAAUAUUAUUCUACCCAGCAGCUAUCAACCAAAAGUGAUGUAUUUAGCUACGGAGUGGUGCUUCUAGAAAUUGUGACCGGAAGAGAGCCUUUGAAUAUACAUAGGCCACGCAACGAAUGGAGCUUAGUCGAAUGGGCCAAGCCAUUUAUCAGGGAACAAAGGAUUGAUGAGAUGGUCGACCCGAAUAUAAAGAAUAGUUAUCAUGCAGAAGCAUUGUGGCGUGUCGUGGAGGCAGCUUUGGCCUGCAUCGAACCUUUCUCCGCCUACCGACCCAACAUGAUUGAUAUCGUUCGAGAGCUCGAAGAUGCUCUCAUCAUCGAGAACAAUGCCUCCGAGUACAUGAGAUCCAUCGAAAGCUUCGGAGGUUCGAAUCGCUUCCAAUAUUCGAUCGACAGAAAGAUACCUGGACUGCCCCUUACUCCCUCAGAACCAUUAUCAGGAUUUUGUCAGAUCAUUGCUGCUCCCCAGCCCAGAUAAAUUUGUAAGAAGAUUGUUACAAAUUGCACCUUCAGUUCAUGCAUUUUGCAAAUCUUCCCACUUUGUAUUCAACUUUGAAACAUUUUUAUACUUUUAUAUAUAUAUAUAUAUAUAUAUAUCAUGUAAUGUAUUAGAUGGUCAAUAACGUAUCAUUUUUAUUGAGUG